UAAACUCGUGCAAUCCUGCUGCAAAUCGAUCGACUUCUCACUUGUUUCGAGAGUGUAGUGCGUAGUACACUCUGAAAAUUGAAACGUAGGACACGACUUCGACUACGAGAAUAGAAAAUAAUUCCAAAAUCGACCGACAUGACGAAGGAUUGGGAAACGGUGGCCACGAUGGCUUGCAUGAAAGGCCUGCUGAUGCUGUUCAACUGUAUUUUAUGGGUAUUUGGCAUAUUGCUACUGUGCAUCGGAAUUUGGAUGCGAAUUCAACUUCACGAUUACAUGGACGUAAGCCCUGAGAACAGCAGGGCAGCUUUAUUGGCAUUGGCUUGUCUGGGCGGUAUUUUAACUUUGACAGCGACGCUCGCUUGCUGUUGCACAACUCGCGGCCAUCCAGCCCUCUUAUUCCUGUACGGCGCAUUCUUAGCUAUCGUUGCGUUACUGGAACUUGCGGCUGGUGCAUCGAUUUAUGCCUACCGUACCAAUUUAAAUGAAAAAUUCGACCACGAUCUCAAUCAAACAAUGUCCGUCUAUAGGCACGACGAGACCAAGACCAUCCACAUCGACACUAUGCAGUCUACAUUGCAGUGCUGCGGUAACAGAGGUUUCACAGAUUGGUCCGAUAUGUCUCCACCGAUGGAAAUUCCACUGUCUUGCUGCAAAGUGGCAGAAGAUGUGUGUAACGUUAAUGACGUAAACGAUAUUUAUACUCAGGGCUGCUACACUCGUGUGUUACGACUGAUAAACGGUAACAUCGGCUUGGUCGCUGGAAUAGCAGUCGGCGUAGCAUUCUUUCCGCUUAUAGGGGUCUUCUUAGCCUGUUGCUUAGCUAGCAACAUUAAUAAAGUCAAGUACGAGCAGGUUGCUUAGAAUUUGCGCCGGUUGCAGAAAAGCUCGUCGUGUCGGUAAGAAAAAUGCAUAACGUUCGAAAGUUGUACAAUUACAAUUUGUAACAAAUAGGCAAAUACGAAUCUCUCUUCCGUUUUUUACGACAACUGCUUUCGACACGUUCCAUCUUACGCACACCGUUUGAGCUUCUCGCUCCAAGCGCGAACAUGUAUCUUGCUAUUACUUCUUACGCUUAUAAAUACAGAUACGUUGAAAUUCUCAGCGAUUCGAACGAAAAGUUCAACGUGGAUCUGCACACUACGUAAAACGUGUUAAAGAGUUACACGUUCGAUAUUUUUCUCAGAAUUUAAUCAUACCCAUUCUUCGAAGAAACGGGCAAUUGAUAAUUUUUUACAUAUUACAAGCGUCUACAUGUUAUUAUUAUCCAUAUAUGUUGUAAAAACCUUUUAAAUAUCUUUAUUGUCAUGUUGGAUUCUCAUAAAAUUCUUAUAAGAACAUGUUAAAUAGUUACUGCGUGCUGUGCAUAGUUGCACAAGAAAGAAAACACAAUCGUAGGAGAAGACGGGAGUGAAGAAUAUCAAAUACGAUAAAAUAUGCGCGUUUGCAUGAAGAAAGAAUUCACAUUUCAUGAAAAACAGAUCCACGAUUAUCGAGGUUAAUUAAAGAAAAAGAUACGAGUUCUUCGAUGCGUCUAAUUAGCGCAAAUUUGAUUGUUUUUUUUUUAAUUAAGUCGAUGAAAGGAACAAGUCGAUAACUGCGUCAGAUUGAUGAUCCUAAUGUUUCGUUAUGCAGUUAAUCGCAUAAUAAAUUGCCCAUUCAGUCUUGCAACGAUAAGAGCGCACAGAAAAACAUACAUAAUUCUAUAAAAUAAACUGAAAUAUAAUCCGACUAGAUGGAACAGAUCUUAUUAAUUGUUUAGAUCAUUGUGUUGAAAAAUAUUCUAUCUAAUAAAGCAGAGUAGACAAUUCCAGGAAAACCUCAAAUACGCUAGCACUUUCGAACAAUGUAAUUUAAAGGUAUUUAUAUAAGGUAAAUGAAACUACAUGCAUGUAUGAAAUAUCGUGUAAGUAUAUAUCUUUUCAAGAGUAUAUUUUAUGGAUAUAUCUGCAUAAUCUAUACGCUCUUUUGUUAUCAUCGAUAGUACCCCUACUUUUCCCUAUUGUUUUAUCAUUUUGAGUAUAACUAAUGAAUUCAUUUAUCAAGUAUCUUUAACCUUUAAAUUAAGGAAAUACAAAUAUAAAAAGCAUAAACUAACGUUUGUAGCUCGGUACAGUUUAAAGUUCAGAAAUUGUCAGAAAAUAUUUCGGAAUAUAUUUCAUUCGGCGCUAAUAUUGAACACGUUUGAAGACUAGAACGCAAAGUAAUGUCCGUUUGAUAAGUACAAUUACGAUCCGAAACAUCAGUCUACCAUAAUGAUUGAUCGACGAAUACGUAUAACCAGAUAUAACUGGCGAGAGAAAAUUCCGUUAAUUACAGUAAUACGCGAAAGGCUUGAAGAUACAACUUCAAAUUCUAUUUUUAUUAUUAAACAAGACUCAUGUUUACACUAAUUUUUACCAACUUUUCUUUAGCUUUAUACGUCACAGUGUUUAUAUUUUUAAUAAAACCAAACAUACUAUUUACUACUAUCAGUUUAGCGGUACUAUUUAAUAAUAAUAUUUAGAGAUUUAACGUAAUUACUUUGUUCUGCUUGCUUAGCUUACUCGUUAGUUGCGCGUAUCAACUACGUCUAAAAUGUUACAUCGUUUGGCUAAAAUUUCAUUAUUAAUGGUUGAUGAUUUCCUAAAUAUAAAACAGGUGACGCGAUUGCCUUGUGAUGUAUGUAUGUAUGUAUGUAUGUAUGUAUGUAUGUAUGUAUGUUUGUUUGUUUGUAUGUAUGUAUAUGUGUAUGCAUGUAUACGCAUAUAUGUUGGUAUAUAUCUAUCUUAUAGCGAACAUUUACCUCAUAACGGUGCUACAUUGUGCCGCAAGACACGCGAUCAUAAUUUUACCGUAAUUCUAUCAGACGAAUUAUUACAUGUUUCACAUGGUAUCUCCUUUCGAUUACGAUGGUAUAUUAUCUUACAGCAUUAUAUUUGUUCGGGAUUUGAAGUGGCCAUCUGUUUAUGACUUGGACAGCACAUCUCCCUUUUUUGAGAAAGUCAAAUUUCGAUUUGCCUUUCCCAAAAAAGGGAGAUAUGCUGUCCGAGCCAUAAACUGACGGCUCCAAAUCCCAAACAAUAUCUUCACGUUAGAGAGGAAACAAACAAAUAACUUAUUUUUCGAUAAUUGUGAUUUUCCCAUCUUAUACAGAUAUAUAUAUAUACGCAUGUACGUGUAUACGGAUAAAAAUAUGUUU
This is a messenger RNA of Bombus impatiens (common eastern bumble bee), 3181 nucleotides long. RefSeq names its product tetraspanin-7. Gene Ontology annotation, cellular component: membrane. The record is from RefSeq and is a predicted model, not a curated record. The transcript has 5 exons. NCBI's taxonomy places the organism in Eukaryota, Metazoa, Arthropoda, Insecta, Hymenoptera, Apidae. The coding region runs from base 139 to 864 and encodes 241 amino acids.